GGCUCCAGAGGGGUUAACACUGAGCCAAAACUAGGUCUCUGGACCGCAGUGAUGAGGAAACCUCGGAGGAGGUCCCGGCAGAACUUGGAGGGGAGACGUUCUCCCUCACCCUACACCCUCAAGUGCUCACCGACUCGGGAGACACUGACGUACGCUCAGGCCCAGCGGAUCGUGGAGGUAGACAUCGAUGGGCGUCUUCAUCGCAUCAGCAUCUACGAUCCCUUAAAAAUCAUCACAGAGGAUGAGCUGACAGCCCAGGACAUCACAGAGUGCAACAGCAACAAGGAAAACAGCGAGCAGCCCCUUUUCCCUUCCAAAUCUAAGAAAACACCUUCCAAAGGCAAGAAGAAGGAGUCCUGCUCCAAACAUGCACCAGGGACAUCUUUACACUUACCCCAGCCCAACUUCCGUGUGGUGGACUCUUUCAGUCAGCCACAUGCUCCUCCUCUCCCCGCUGCCUACUACCGGUACAUUGAAAAGCCUCCCGAGGACCUUGAUGUAGAGGUGGAGUAUGACAUGGAUGAGGAGGAUCUGGCCUGGCUGGAAAUAGUCAACGAGAAGAGAAGGGAUGAUGGUUAUGGGACAGUUAGUGCUGACACUUUUGAGCUGCUGGUGGACCGGUUGGAAAAGGAGUCGUACCUCGAGAGCCGGAACAACGGGGCUCAGCAGUCUGUCAUCGAUGAGGAUGCCUUCUGCUGCGUCUGCAUGGAUGAUGAGUGUCACAACAGCAACGUCAUCCUGUUCUGUGAUAUCUGCAAUCUGGCUGUGCACCAGGAGUGUUACGGCGUGCCCUAUAUCCCUGAGGGGCAGUGGCUUUGCCGCUGCUGCUUACAGUCCCCUUCUCGUCCUGUGGAUUGUGUCCUUUGCCCGAACAAAGGUGGAGCCUUCAAGCAGACCAGCGAUGGCCGCUGGGCUCAUGUGGUUUGUGCCAUCUGGAUCCCAGAGGUCUGCUUUGCAAACACGGUGUUCCUGGAGCCCAUUGAAGGGAUAAAUAACAUCCCCCCGGCUCGGUGGAAGCUCACAUGCUAUAUCUGCAAGCAGAAGGGCAUGGGAGCUGCUAUCCAAUGCCACAAGGUGAACUGUUAUGCUGCCUUCCAUGUCACCUGUGCCCAGCGGGCUGGCCUCUUCAUGAAGAUCGAACCCAUGAGGGAGACCAGCAUCAAUGGCACAACGUUCACCGUGCGCAAGACUGCCUAUUGUGAGAGUCAUUCCCCACCUGGAACCGUGAAAAAAGGGUCUCCAGCUGCUAGUGGUGAGGGACAGGAGGACACUGUGAAAGAGGAGGGGGAGGACAAAGCCAAUUGCAGCCCUCCCAAAGGGUCUCUGAAAAAGAACCAAGUGAAAUUGAAGCAGAAGAUCAAAAAGGAGCCUGGUGCUGUGACCAAUGGGCGCUCGUCUAUGCCUAUGGUGACAGUCGCACAAAUCCCCUCUUACAGGCUGAACAAAAUCUGCCACGGCCUUUCCCUCCAGAGGAAGAACCAGUUCAUGAGGAGGCUCCACAACUACUGGCUGCUGAAGCGACAGGCGAGGAACGGGGUGCCCCUGAUCCGGCGCCUGCACUCACAUCUCCAGUCUCAGAGGAACGCGGAGCAGAAGGAGCAGGAUGAGAAGACCAGUGCUGUGAAGGAAGAGCUGAAGUACUGGCAAAAGCUGCGGCAUGACUUGGAGCGGGCACGGCUGCUCAUCGAGCUGAUCCGUAAGAGGGAAAAACUCAAACGGGAGCAGGUCAAGUGUCAGCAGGCUGCAAUGGAGCUACAGCUGACCCCUUUCAAUGUACUUCUACGCACAACUCUGGACCUGCUGCAGGAGAAGGAUGCUGCCCAGAUCUUUGCAGAGCCUGUUAACCUAAAUGAGGUUCCAGAUUACCUGGAAUUCAUUUCCAACCCAAUGGAUUUUUCCACCAUGAGGCGGAAGCUGGAGUCCCACCUGUACCGAACAUUGGAUGAGUUUGAGGAAGACUUUAACCUUAUAGUUACCAACUGCAUGAGGUAUAAUGCUAAAGACACGAUUUUCCACCGAGCAGCUGUCCGGCUCAGAGACCUUGGAGGAGCGAUAUUGCGUCAUGCACGGCGGCAGGCUGAAAACAUCGGCUUUGACACUGAUGUGGGGAUUCACCUGCCCGAGUCACCCAAAACCGAGGACUUUUACCGCUUUUCUUGGGAGGAUGUGGAUAACAUCCUCCUCCCAGAGAACCGGGCUCAUCUCUCCUUGGAGGCCCAGCUGAAGGAGCUGCUGGAGAAGCUAGACAUGGUGAGCACCAUGCGAUCCAGCGGUGCCCGGACACGACGCAUCCGGCUCCUGAGACGGGAGAUCAACUCCAUUCGGCAGAAACUGGCCCAGCAGCAGAACAAAACCAUGCCCAACGGGGAGCCUGUGCCGUGGGAAGAGGGGCUGGAUAAAGCAUCGAGGGAAGGGGAUGAGGAAGGGGAUAAAGAUGAUGCCAAGCCCCCGCACCCUCCAACCCUGGAGCCCACAGGACCUGCGCCCUCUCUCUCAGAGCUGGACUCUCUGCAGGACCCUCCAAUGCUCAAACCCAUCAGUGAAAGCAAGUCCUUGAAUCAGCUGCAGAAGAGGGUGAUGCCGGACAGGGAGCUCUUUGACAAGAAGGCUCUGCAGCGGGAGAGCCAAGCCUUCCAGCGCCUGCUCAGCGACAACGGCCUGAACGGACUGGCCUUGCCGCCUGCAGACACCCCAGCCAGCCCCCCGUUCAGUGGUGUGGGCCGACGGACAUCUGUCCUUUUUAAAAAAGCUAAGAACGGGGUGAAGCUGCAAAGAGGCCUGGACUGCUCCCUGGAGAAUGGGGAGGACCAUGGGCAGAGUGGGCAGCUUUCACCCUCGCGCCCUGAUGGGGAACGACAAACUCGGAAGCGGCCGCAGAGCAGGACCGGCAGCGAGAGCGAUGGAGAGAAGUCGCCCAGGCAGGCAGGACAGAGAGGAGUGACUAACGGCUUUGUGAAGCAUGCAGAAAGCAGCUCUGACUCUGAGUGUAGCACUGGCCGGGGCGGUGCGCUGGUGUUUGAAGCCUGCAGUGGUUUGAUGCCUCCCAAGCGAAGUCGAGGCAAGCCAGCUCUUUCUCGGAUGCCCUUCUUGGAAGGCGUGAAUGGAGACUCCGAUUAUGGCAGCUCAGGCAGGACUCUCCUGAUGUCCUUUGAGAGUCAGGCUGAGCUGGAGCCCUUGGAGCUUGUGUGGGCCAAGUGCCGUGGCUAUCCCUCCUACCCUGCCUUGAUAAUCGAUCCUAAGAUGCCGCGCGAGGGUUUGCUCCACAAUGGAGUCCCCAUCCCAGUCCCACCCAUGGAUGUGUUGAAGCUGGGGGAGCAGAGGCAGACAGAGGCAGGAGAAAAGCUCUUCCUUGUCCUUUUCUUUGACAACAAGAGAACCUGGCAGUGGCUUCCGCGUGACAAAGUCUACCCCCUCGGCGUGGACGACACAGUGGACAAGUUAAAAAUGAUGGAAGGCCGAAAAACCAGCAUCCGCAAGUCUGUGCAAGUGGCAUAUGACCGAGCCAUGAUCCACAUGAGCCGUGUGCGGGGAGAUCAUCCCUUCGUUACGUCCAGCUAUCUGUAA
Balearica regulorum gibbericeps (East African grey crowned-crane) is the source of this 3564-nucleotide messenger RNA. Lineage: Eukaryota; Metazoa; Chordata; Aves; Gruiformes; Gruidae. The record is from RefSeq and is a predicted model, not a curated record.